This is a messenger RNA of Trypanosoma cruzi, 2127 nucleotides long. RefSeq names its product cyclic nucleotide-binding protein, putative. Bases 1 to 2127 code for a protein of 708 amino acids. The record is from RefSeq and is a predicted model, not a curated record. NCBI's taxonomy places the organism in Eukaryota, Euglenozoa, Kinetoplastea, Trypanosomatida, Trypanosomatidae. The transcript has a single exon.
AUGGUGCUCGCGUACGGUGGGGAAGGCGUGGAUGACCACGAUUGGCUCAUCACCCGUACGGUCCUGCCUUCGUUCGAGAGCGUCCUCGAUGAACUUGAGCCGAUCAGCGAGUUUGUCUGCCCUCCGUUUGUGCCACCGUGUCGUUCCUCACGGCAUUACUCUCUGAUGACGGAUGCCUUGACGAUAGGCGGGGUAAUUAGCGAGUGGGAAAAGAAGAUGAUUCUUGCCAGGUUAAGGCAAACUCCUCCUCUUGUUGAGGAGGAAUUCCAAAGACGUCUUAGUACGGUUCAUACGCGUAAUACAAGAGAAUACAUACGUGAAAUUCAAAUUCGUGCUUCAACGCAGGUUGAAGCUGAGCAGGAAGGGCGUCGUCUGGAAUACGAGGGAGGAAUUUCAAGAAGGGAGGCUGUCUUUGCCCGCCACAAAAACUUGGCGACUAUUUUGCGAGGGGAAGUGAAGACGGUUAGGGCAAGGCGAUGGUGCACCAUCAUAUUUUCUCAUGUGUUUCUCACGGCACUGAUGAAGGAGAGACGCAUUCACGGGGCGUAUGAAAAGAUUACGUGGAUGCUUCUUCCUAUUAUUAGGCGCCGGGCAGCCGUCAGCGUGAAGAGAAAAGAAGCGGAGAAGUUAACUCGAAUGAAUCUGGAAAAUAUACCAUUUCCGUCGCCGUCUAUCAUUCGUAGUAUGUACGGGACCUUUUUUAAAGGGUGGCCAUCUCCUCUUUUGGAGAUGCUGGCGCGAAAGGCAAAGCCGCUUUUUUUUCAGUCAGGAAAGUUUUUGAUGCAUGAGGGAGACUUGGACCGCUGCAUGUACAUGAUUACCACAGGCUCAGUGAGUGUUAUUUUGAAUGAUCGCUCAAAGGGGAAAAAACGAACGAAAGAGUGCAGUAAGGCAUGUUUUGCGCUCACUCCACCGUGUUAUGUGGGAGAAUUUGCCUUGGUGUGUAAGGAGCCUCGGAGUGCAUCCAUUCAAUGUGAAACCGAUGUGGGUGCCUGGACUGUUUCCCCCGAGGACUACGAGGAGGUUGCGCAACAUUUGAGUCCAGAGGUGGCAAGUCAACAAAGAGAAGCGACUGACGUUCGACGAAGAGCAAACUUGCAGAAAUUCUUUCCUUUGCGCGUUGAGCUUCUUAGCCAAUUUCCGUACUUUGAGAAAUUCAGUGUUGAGGCUCUUAAUAAAAUCAUUUCUGCCGUCGAGCCCAUCGUGCUUCACGACGGCGAUCCUCUGUUUUCAAAGUCUGAUAUGGAUUCUUCCGCCUAUUUUAUUCAAGACGGCGUUGCUAUCCUCUUGGAGGAGGAUGGCACCCGACGUACCAUACCGCGUGGGAGCUGUGUAGGGAUAUUUGAAUGCGCCUGUAGUGUUAAUGAGAGAAAAAAGUAUUCUAUCAUCAGCAAAAAUUACUGCGAUAUUUGGAGAAUGCGCCGCGAGGUUCUUAUUGACGUUGGAAUGAGUGAACCGGCUGCGUUUUUAUACUGCCGCAGUGCCGCCAAAUCCCAACGUGCAAAUGAGGUGGUGAAGCCCACAAAUCCUUCUAUUUCCGUGAGAAAAGAUCCGUAUCUGACGUUUUGUUUCACACGUCAGUUAAUAAGCCGAUUGUGGGAAGCCGCUCUUCCUGUAAUUUACCUCAAUGACGAGAAACUUGUGGCUCAGGGGCAGCUUUUUAAGCAGUUCAUUAUAUUGCAUAAUGGUGUGUUUGAAACAACAAUUAUUGCGGGAAAUGGGGAGCAUCAUACAGUGCGGAUCACAGUCAAUGGCGAGGUCACUGCCAUGGAAGUUAUUUCGGGAUCAAACGACAACUCGCUUUACAAGGGACGGGAGCCCAUGACGAAGGCAUUUUUCAGUUUGGUUUUGGGAGCCUACGAGUACGCCUCUUCGAUGCCGCAGUACAGUUCCACAGUGACGAGUUACGGGCUUUCGGAGGCCUUUGUGGUGGAUCGUGCGUGCUUUGAUGCCCUAGUGCCUCCGGAGCUCAGGGAGAUUAUGGAGGAGGACAAAGAUGCACGUAAACUUGUGUACUCUUCUCACAAGGAAAAUGAUCCCGGCGUGAUUAUGUCGAACAUGCAUCUUGGGUUUGCCUCGACGUACCGCAAGAGCAGGAAAUGCCAUGUAAAGGGCGAUGCAAUUUGA